AUGAAUGAACUCAUAUCGUCAGAGGAGUCAUGUAGAAGACAAAUAGGUCUCGUUGAAGACAGCACAUUCUGGGCGCAGUCGCUUUUACUUCUCCGUACGAUUGGAUAUCUCAUGGGGGAGGAGAACAUGAUGCACUACAUUAGUCUUAUGCGGCUCCUGACAAAUAGCUCAAACAUUCUGCAAUCUUACCGAUUAUUCCUCAAACGCAAAGAGGUAUUGCUAGCUACCUUCUCUGCUGCAUUGGACGAUGCCGCGGAAAUACAUGAGGCGGGCUGUGAUUUGAGAAGGGCUUCGUCACAGACAAGCACAACCUCUCUUGACGGAGCAAAAACAAAGAUUUUCUUAAGUCGGUGUGAUUCAUUCACAUCCUUUUUCCAAAACUACUACAGUGUGCGCCUAAAACUAUUUGGGUUGUAUGGCGUGGAACAUUCCCGCAUACAAAAAGAGUUGAUGUUGGUAAUACAUUCCCUGCACUGCACAGAUCUUGCUCGUAUGCUCCUUUCCCCUUCAGCGUGUGACCACUCACCAAGGAUACUGGCGCCGCCUGAGGAAUUUUAUGGUCUUGUUGUCAGCGACGGCCGCUUGCUGAACCGUGGAGGACACACGCUGAAGGAGCACUACUACCAGGUGCGGGUAAUCCAAUCCCUGGCCCCUGCCUUUCCUUUAGUGAGGUCUGGUGAUGUGAUACUCUCUAUCAACAAACGGUCGGUUGCCACUCUCGAGGGUGCCAGAGCCGAGUUGAAGGGACACCCCAAGACACUGGAACUUCUUGUCCUGCGCCAGAAGAAGGCGAUUUCUGUUACUGUUACAGUAUGA
This is a messenger RNA of Trypanosoma grayi, 816 nucleotides long. RefSeq lists its product as hypothetical. Lineage: Eukaryota; Euglenozoa; Kinetoplastea; Trypanosomatida; Trypanosomatidae. Gene Ontology annotation, molecular function: protein binding. Bases 1 to 816 code for a protein of 271 amino acids. The transcript has a single exon. The record is from RefSeq and is a predicted model, not a curated record.